CAAUUUCAGUCUCUUACGACCACAGCCAGUGAAUAAUAUUUGCGCCAGGAAGACAUUCACCAUCAGCAAUUGGCUUUGUUCGCUGCUGCCAACAACAAACGCUCCAGUGUCGCAUCUACAACAAACAAUAAAUAAAACUACUUUGUUACAAUAACAAACAAACAAACAUUAAUAUUCAACAAAAUGGCCGAAAACGUCGUACGAAUGACAAACGAACAACUGCAGUCACUAAUCGAGUCGGUACGUUUGGCCGCCGUGGAAGGCGCCAGCAGCGCCGUUUCAGCUACCAUCCAAACCAAGGGCAACUUCACCAACUGUAGCAUCCGGUUUGGAGGUCAGCGUGACCAUGAGGCUGUCGAGCAGUUCAUCACCUCCAUUGUUACCUACAAAGAAAUCGAGUCGAUCAGCGACGAAUAUGCGCUUAAGGGGCUAUCUUUACUGUUCUAUGGUCUAGCGUCCACUUGGUGGCAAGGCGUGCGCAAAGAAGCGAAAACUUGGGCGGACGCCAUCGCUCUGAUACGCGACCACUUUUCGCCCACCAAACCCGUAUACCAGAUUUACUUGGAGAUCUUUGAAAACAAACAAGACGACCGCGCUGCUAUUGAUACGUUCAUCUGCCAGAAGCGCGCUCUACUUGCACAACUGCCAGAGGGACGUCACGACGAGGAAACCGAGUUAGAUUUGGUCUAUGGUCUGCUGAACAUCAAGUAUCGUAAGAAUAUUCUACGCCAAGACAUUAAGACAUUCCGCGAAUUACUUGAGAAGGGCCGUAUUAUCGAACACCUUAACUUGAAAUCAAAGGAAGUGCAAACAGGUCCAGUGCGUGAUUUUAAACUUACCAAACGAUGUACACAUUGCAACUUCCGAGGUCACACAUUCGCAGAGUGUCGAAAGCGGAGAACUUCGAACGAUGAAUCAAAUACGGUGACUACCACACACACACACACACAACACCAACCAAUGGAAAAUGACAUCAUAGCUUAGUGACGUCUCAAUCUGAGCAGCUUACGCCGGUACCGUAUUACUGAAGCAAAACUUUCGCUCUCACCAACGAAGCGGAGAAACAGCAUCCAACGGUGUUGAUUUGUUGAUGAAUAGCGGCAACAACAGCAACAAAACUAUUUAGACUUAGUAUUAGUACAUAAAUUCACAUAUACAUACAUAGAAAUAAUUAUUGUGAGUUCGAGUUGUUCUUUGCCCCUACAAAACUAUUGGAAUUUUUACGUGGAAGGGCAAAGUUUUCUUUGCACUUUAGCGGUGCUUUGAUUGCUUUGUCUUAAAUGCGUUAUUAUUUCCAAUAGAGUUGUACGGAGUGGCGGCACCUUGGACUCACAAACGUCUUUCAUCCAACCGCAAACGCGAGUUCACGCUGUGUCAAGCACGGCUCCAGAUGGCUACGAACGCCAGCAAUGGAGUUCCUUCAUUGCCGAAAACAAUAUUUCUUCAACCCGUGAAGAUAUUUGAAAUCAGAUUUUAAACAAAACGAAUUAUUAUAUUCGAGUCACAAUUCGAACCAGCCAUACUUCAACAAUAUUGGUGACAAUUUGCUUCACCUCAUAUUGCGUACAUGGAUGAAGUUUUUUUUUUUUCAAUCUAAAAUUAUAGUGAUCUCAUUCUAUAGUAGCCAUGAGGUUGGAGACUUGUAAGCAUUAGUUGGAAUAUCUGCGGACAUUCUUGAGCCCCUAUAUGAACCUACAGGUCUCACCUUCGGGAUACAUAGAAAGUGACCAUAAAUUUUUGCUUGAAGAAGAAAGUUUGAUUUCUUGUGUGACUUGUUGAAGUCCGAAGCAGAUUGCUGCCUUUAUGAAGAUGACUGAGGAGAUGAGUGCUCGAAACACCGCUGCAUUUGCUUGCUGAUGACAGUGGUACGAAAGUCAUUCAGUGAGAACUUGACUGGAACACCUUUGUAUUUGUGGCUAAUUAAGAUAUGCAUUCUGACGUCUGCUAAACGUUUGGUUCACGGCUUUCUUCGGCGAUGUUCCUUAUGUUUGACCACUUCAGUUUGCGUAAAUCAGUUGCAAAUGCAAAGCUGGUAAAUUCCUGCAAUGACGAUGACUUUUGGACAAUGUUGCCCGCUCUCGAAUGUGGCACAAAGCCUCCAUUGCAUAUAUGUAGAGGUGCUGCUUGACAUUUUGUGUGUUGCAUUUGUACAGCUUGGCGAACCAUUCGGGAGUUUCUUGCGCCUUAAGAGAGCCCCUUUUGCGUGUGAGUGGCACCUGGUGGGUCUCAUCUAGCUGAGGUACUAAUGCUUUUCGCAACAUGUUGGCAGUAAAUCUACGUGUGGCAAAAGUAAAUAUCACCUACGAAAAAGAUGAUUACUUUUCUAAUCACAUUUUUGUAGUGAUAUCGAAAUGCGCACAAUUGGCACGCCGAAUUGGCGAUCUGCGGGCUGUGCAAACUUCCCUGUAGCGUCAAGCGUAUGGCACGCCAACUGCCAAUGCACUCAUGCAUUCACUCAACCCUACGGCUUGGGCAAUGCAUUGUGAGCAUAGAAAUUACGAUCUCCAAUGCGGCAAUCAUAGGGAACGGCUUUAAAUAGUUAAGUUAGUUUUCUGUGUUGUACUGUGUAUUGUAGUGCUAGGCUUAGUAUUAACAGUAAAAAACAAAAACACAAAAAAAGAGAAAAAACAAAAAACAAACAAAAAAAAAGCAACAAAUAAUCGCUAAACAAUAGAAACAGAAAUGAAGAAGUCCUGCUAAAGACAAA
This is a messenger RNA of Anastrepha ludens (Mexican fruit fly), 2707 nucleotides long. RefSeq names its product activity-regulated cytoskeleton associated protein 1-like. NCBI's taxonomy places the organism in Eukaryota, Metazoa, Arthropoda, Insecta, Diptera, Tephritidae. The transcript has a single exon. The coding region runs from base 184 to 984 and encodes 266 amino acids. The record is from RefSeq and is a predicted model, not a curated record.